Messenger RNA from Laccaria bicolor S238N-H82, 1170 nucleotides. RefSeq lists its product as uncharacterized. The record is from RefSeq and is a predicted model, not a curated record. Gene Ontology annotation, biological process: lipid metabolic process. NCBI's taxonomy places the organism in Eukaryota, Fungi, Basidiomycota, Agaricomycetes, Agaricales, Hydnangiaceae. The transcript has 4 exons. The coding region runs from base 1 to 1170 and encodes 389 amino acids.
AUGUCUGAUCGUUCUUUCUAUGACAGUUUUUUCAAGCAAAACUUCAAUAUGGACCCGCUGGUUGAUCUUCCUCCCCAUCGCAAUCAUUUCAUAUUACCUUUCGUUGACUUAGGUCUCGGUUCGGCUAUCUUUACCCAGCUCAUAGUAGCCAUUGACUACAUCCUCAUCAUCGAUGUUCAGAGGGAUGUCUAUCCGAAGGGUCAGCCCCCAAGAGCAAAGGGUGCAGACGCGGAGGCUUCCUUGGCGACGCGUUUUGGUCAGGCGUUCAGUCUAUACUGCAGUCCACGCGGAGUAGGGUGGUCAAUCGAACCGUUGACCCUUCCAAAACCUUCUACCAAAUCGCGCUUUGCCUUCGUCGUAUCAAGGAUUGCUCGCGCCCUUGGUUGCGCCCUCCUGGGCGCGUUCGCAUCCAUGGCUGUCAACUCUAACCCAGCGUUGUCGGGAAAAACUGCAUCCGUGAGGGACAUGGGCUGGUUUUAUCAUACCACGGGUGUUUGUGCCUUCGCGCUGGGCGCCGUUACACAUAUCAGCCUAUUGCAUUCCGUUUUAGCUGUUCUUUGUGUGGGCGUUGGGAUUUCUCGUCCUCAAGAGUGGCCAGAUCUGUUUGGAAGUCCAUUUAAUGCGUACAGUGUGCAGAGGUUCUGGGGCCGAACUUGGCAUCAAAUGUUGCGGCGACCACUAAAAUCCUGCGCCAUCUUCGUAGUCACCAAAAUCCUCAACUGCCCCAUAGACAAGCCCUACGCCCCCUUCGUGUUCUUCAAUAUUGCAUUCUUCAUCUCAGCCCUCGUUCACGUGGGGGGCGACUACAUGAUGCUUGGCAAGCCAGGGACAGGACCGUUCUGGUUCUUCAUCCUCCAAGGCCUAGCUGUCACCCUCGAGACGGUAGUUUCCAAACUGUUGAGUCUUCCUGGAUCAGGCUUGGCUGCUCGGAAACCGAGAAAUGCAGCACUUUCAACAUCAAAAGACUCUGCUGCUCCAAAAUCCCCACCCCCGAUGUGGACGCGUGUCGUUGGGUAUGUGUGGGUGGUUUCGUGGUUUUGGUGGUCGCUGCCCUUUAUUGUGGAUCCGGGCAUUCUGGCGGGUGCGUAUGGACCACAUAGAGGGGUGACUUUUGAACAGUUAUCGGAGUUGGUGGUGAACGCUUAUCAUCAGCUAGCAAUGGACGUUUGA